Molecule: messenger RNA, 1715 nt
Organism: Musa acuminata AAA Group (dessert banana)
Lineage: Eukaryota; Viridiplantae; Streptophyta; Magnoliopsida; Zingiberales; Musaceae
Product: elongation factor Tu, chloroplastic
Exons: 1
Coding region: 81-1532 (483 amino acids)
Biological process (GO): mitochondrial translational elongation
Cellular component (GO): mitochondrion
Molecular function (GO): GTP binding; translation elongation factor activity; GTPase activity
Source: RefSeq, a predicted model, not a curated record
AACAGAGCGAGUAAGUGCUGCUUCGACUACCCUAUCAGGACCCUUUCUCUGCGCCGAUCUCUCCGCCUCCACUCUUCUCCAUGGCCUCCAUCACCACCAUGGUUGGUGCCCAGAAGGCCCUUCUCCUCCCCUCCUGCUCCUCUUGCGCCAAGCCCAAAACCGCCAAAUCCCCUUCAUUCUCCUCUAAGUUCCUCUCCUCUUCCUUCGCUUUGUCUAAAACCGAUUUAUGCGGCACUGGCACCGCCGCCGCUUCUUCCUGUCGGCCUAGCCUUCGCCGCGGCGGAAGGCUGCUCGUCGUCCGGGCCGCCCGCGGCAAGUUCGAGCGCAAGAAGCCGCACGUGAACAUCGGCACCAUCGGCCACGUCGACCAUGGCAAAACCACCCUCACCGCCGCCCUCACCAUGGCCCUCGCCGCCGUCGGCGGUUCCGCCCCCAAGAAGUACGACGAGAUCGACGCCGCCCCCGAGGAACGUGCCCGUGGCAUCACCAUCAACACAGCCACCGUCGAGUACGAGACUGAGUCUCGUCAUUACGCCCACGUCGACUGCCCCGGCCACGCCGACUACGUCAAGAAUAUGAUCACCGGUGCCGCCCAGAUGGACGGCGCUAUACUCGUAGUCUCCGGUGCCGACGGUCCUAUGCCCCAGACUAAGGAGCACAUCCUCCUGGCCAAGCAGGUCGGCGUGCCCAACAUGGUGGUCUUCCUCAACAAGCAGGACCAGGUGGACGACGAGGAGCUCCUCCAGCUCGUUGAGCUCGAGGUCCGCGAGCUCCUCUCCUCCUACGAGUUCCCUGGUGAUGACGUCCCCAUCAUUUCUGGCUCCGCCCUCCUCGCCCUUGAGGCCCUCAUGGCCAACCCUAGCAUUAAGCGCGGCGAGAACACCUGGGUCGACAAGAUCUACGACCUGAUGGAUGCCGUCGACAGCUACAUCCCCAUUCCGCAGCGGCAGACCGACCUCCCCUUCCUCCUAGCCGUCGAAGACGUCUUCUCCAUCACCGGCCGUGGGACCGUCGCCACUGGGCGAGUCGAGCGUGGCACGAUAAGGAUCGGCGAGACCAUCGACAUCGUCGGCCUCAGGGAGACGCGGAACACCACGGUCACCGGUGUCGAGAUGUUCCAGAAGACUCUCGAUGAGGCGAUGGCCGGAGACAAUGUCGGCCUGCUCCUUAGAGGAAUCCAGAAGGACGACAUCCAGCGGGGCAUGGUGCUUGCCAAGCCGGGCACCAUCACCCCGCACACAAAAUUCGUCGCCAUUGUCUACGUUCUCAAGAAAGAGGAGGGCGGGAGACACUCACCCUUUUUUGCCGGGUACAGGCCUCAGUUCUACAUGAGGACCACGGACGUCACCGGAAGGGUAACCUCCAUUAUGAACGACAAGGAUGAGGAGGCGAAGAUGGUCAUGCCUGGAGACCGUGUCAAGAUGGUGGUCGAACUCAUCAUGCCUGUGGCCUGUGAGCAGGGAAUGCGAUUCGCCAUCAGGGAGGGUGGAAAGACCGUAGGUGCCGGUGUCAUCCAGUCCAUUAUUGAAUAAUUUCUGAAUGUAAGAAUGGCUCGGCCUUCGUUUGGUUGCAGGGGUGCUUCACUCAUUGCUAGUGUUGGGAUAGCUAUUAUUGCAUAUUUAAGAUCAAGCAUACAUGUAGGUUGCAACCCUUGCUCUGCAUUGUCAUAUAUUCUGCAGUUUUGGUUCUUUUAAUUUUUCUUCAUUUUGCAUUAA